AUGAUCUUUGUGAGAAGGAUGCUGCAGCAAGCUCUCAGAGUGUCCGGCCGGAGCGCCUUCCCCCUGGUCAAGUGGAUGGAGAGGUGGGCUGAGAGGUGGCAGGGGACCGAGGCCGUGAGGACUCUGGACGACAUGCCCGGACCGUCGGUCGCCAGCUUCGCCUGGGACCUGUUCGCGAAGCGGGGGCUGGCACGGCUGCACGAGUUACAGCUGGAGGGCGUGCAGCGGUACGGGCCCAUGUGGAAGGCGAGCUUCGGCCCCAUCCUGACCGUUCACGUGGCCGAUCCGGCGCUCAUCGAGCAGGUUCUGAGGCAGGAGGGCCAGCACCCCAUGCGCUCUGACCUCUCCUCCUGGAAGGACUACAGGAGGCUCAGAGGGCAUCACUACGGACUCCUGACAUCCGAGGGGGAGGAGUGGCAGUCGGUGAGGAGUCUCCUGGGGAAGCACAUGCUGCGACCGAAGGCGGUGGAAGCCUACGAUCAGACCCUGAACAGCGUGGUCGGUGACCUCAUUGCCAAACUGCGCCUUCGCAGAGGUUCCCAGGGCCUCGUCACCGACAUCUCCAGCGAGUUCUACCGCUUCGGCCUCGAGGGUGUUUCCUCGGUGCUGUUUGAAUCCAGAAUUGGUUGCUUGGAUCAGGUUGUUCCCGAAGAGACAGAACGUUUCAUCCAAUCCAUCAACACCAUGUUCAGAAUGACGCUGCUAACCAUGGCCAUGCCAAGUUGGUUGCACCAGCUGUUUCCUAAACCCUGGAGCAUCUUCUGUCAGUGCUGGGACUACAUGUUUGACUUCGCCAAAGGUCACAUCGACCAGCGUCUGACGGCCGAAGCAGAGAAGGUCGCCCGCGGAGAGACGGUGGAGGGCCGUUAUCUCACCUACUUCCUGUCGCAGACCGGGCUGCCCAUGAAGACCGUCUACAGCAACGUCACGGAGCUGCUUCUCGCAGGAGUCGACACGAUCUCCAGUACUCUGUCCUGGUCCUUGUACGAGCUGUCCCGCCACCCCGAAGUGCAGGCCUCCCUCCGGGAAGAGGUGCUGAGUGUGCUGGGGGGUCGGGGCGUCCCGUUGGCGGCAGACGUAGCACGCAUGCCUCUCCUGAAGGCCACGGUCAAAGAAGUGCUGAGGUUGUAUCCUGUUAUUCCUGCCAACGCCAGAGUCAUUACAGAGAGGGACAUCCAGGUUGGAGGCUACCUCAUCCCUAAAAAUACUCUGAUUACACUGUGCCACUUCGCAACAUCGCGGGAUCCUGCAGUGUUUCCAAAUCCGGAUGAAUUCCAGCCCCAUCGAUGGUUGAACAAGGACCAGAGUCAUCACCCGUAUGCCUCCGUGCCCUUCGGGGUAGGGAAGCGCAGCUGCAUAGGUCGCCGCAUCGCUGAGCUGGAGCUCUACCUUGCUGUCGCCAGGAUCCUCGUGGAGUUCGACGUGAAGCCGGACCCAGAGGGGGUUUCCGUGAAGCCCAUGACAAGGACGCUUCUAGUCCCUGAAAAAGUCAUCAACCUGCAGUUUGUUGAACGAUGA
This is a messenger RNA of Chelmon rostratus (copperband butterflyfish), 1518 nucleotides long. RefSeq names its product 25-hydroxyvitamin D-1 alpha hydroxylase, mitochondrial (gene cyp27b1). The transcript has 9 exons. The record is from RefSeq and is a predicted model, not a curated record. Gene Ontology annotation, biological process: cortisol metabolic process; C21-steroid hormone biosynthetic process; cellular response to peptide hormone stimulus. Gene Ontology annotation, molecular function: monooxygenase activity; oxidoreductase activity, acting on paired donors, with incorporation or reduction of molecular oxygen; iron ion binding. Bases 1 to 1518 code for a protein of 505 amino acids. NCBI's taxonomy places the organism in Eukaryota, Metazoa, Chordata, Actinopteri, Chaetodontiformes, Chaetodontidae. Gene Ontology annotation, cellular component: mitochondrial inner membrane.